Messenger RNA from Guyanagaster necrorhizus, 1519 nucleotides. RefSeq lists its product as uncharacterized. Lineage: Eukaryota; Fungi; Basidiomycota; Agaricomycetes; Agaricales; Physalacriaceae. The record is from RefSeq and is a predicted model, not a curated record. The transcript is spliced from 4 exons. Bases 13 to 1389 code for a protein of 458 amino acids.
GACCAAACGACUAUGAGAGGAACAACGCGAACAACCUUUGACUUGCUAACCACCAUGUCAUCCACAGCAGGAAAAUUUGCAAAAGCAGAAUCUCUGGCAGAAAUCUAUCCUGUCCUAUCCAUUUCCCUUCCAUCGACUACUCCUACGUCUAGUACUCUUCCAGAGGCGCCUUCGCUCCAUGCUCAGAGUGUGUGGGGCGCUCCCAAGAUCUAUCUGUCCUGGGCUCAAAAUAUUAGACGUCUCUGCUUCUUCGCAUUUCUAGGUGGGAUGUGUGCAUUUGGCCUCAUAUCUCAGCUGUGUGCACCUUACUCUUCAUCCUACUGUACAUCCGUGGCAAGAUGGCUUUCUUUUUCUCCCUUUCGUGCCAGUCAAAUGUCUCAGGGUAGCUGCAUUCUUCGCGGAGGCUGCCUGGACUCUGAUAUUGCUGCACGGACCAUUCAUUUGCACCUAAAGCAUGCGCAUUACAUGGCGAGCCUGAUAGAAGGAACCGGUUUACCCCCAAUGCAUUUCUUCAACUCCACACCAGUCGGUCGGAACUUCGCAGAUCAUGGACUUUCGUACUACAUCAAUGACGACCCGAACCGAAAACGAUUAAUAGAAGAUCUACCCCAGCUCUUUCGCCUCCGAGGGCUCAUACAUCGCCGGUACCAUCCAUAUCUAAUAAAACAUUUCUAUACCCAUUUUGACACGAAACCUACGAGAGCAAUGCAUAAAGGAUUUAGGGCAGCAAUAUCGGGACUAUCAGCCGCCAUCGAACGUGAAAAACAACUCUCCACGACUUCCCAACAGUGGCGCAUCAUAGAGAUUGACAAAAUCCUUCAAAAGACGCUCGAUCGAUUGUUCAGGCGGCUUCAAAACAUGUUCAGACAACUCGCGGCGGAUACUCCACCUUUUCUUGAACAUAUUUCCGCUUUCCAUGCUUUGUCUCAGCGUAUCUCCUCCGAGCUGGAAUCAGAGAUAGCUCGCGUUGAGAUGGCUUACCACAAGAUCCCGUGGUGGGAUUCAUAUCCAUUUGUUUGCAUGUUUGCACAUGGUAUUUUAGGGAUGAAACCCCAGCGCAGGAUGUUCACCAAAUACCACGAAUUCUUAUCCGCAGAUGCGUCAGAUAUCCGCUACAUUGUGGAACAGGUGGCUAUCCUCCAUGAUCAUCUAGAGAUCCUGCAGCGAUACUUCCUCUGGUACUCAGAUGGCCCCAUCAUCAUGGACGAUGUCGACGAUGCUCCAGUUCCGACUCCAGCUGAGCUUUUCAAACUGGAGGAUGAGCUUGUCGAACGACUACAUGCAGGUUAUUGGGCUAGGGAGUACGAUUCUUUCCCGCCUCAUCGAUUAACGGCAACGUACCCGUCUUUACCUCUUAAUCCUGAUCAUCCCUCCUCGCCGUCUCAGUGAAAUGCUCUUCCUCUGUCUUGGUGUUAAUAUUUAUCAUCUUAUGAUACUAUGUCGCCUUAUUCCUUCCUUGUCAUACCUUUUCGAUGACCAGAACUGGUCUUCUGAUCUCAUAUAAUUCAUAUACCUCUUC